Molecule: messenger RNA, 2295 nt
Organism: Dalotia coriaria
Lineage: Eukaryota; Metazoa; Arthropoda; Insecta; Coleoptera; Staphylinidae
Exons: 8
Coding region: 1-1752 (583 amino acids)
Source: RefSeq, a predicted model, not a curated record
AUGUCAGUUUAUAUUGCAACACUAGCUAGUUUAAUUGUGCAGAGAUAUUUUAUAAAUUUCUCUUGUGUUUAUAAUAUCGGUGAUUUAGAUAUAAACACCGAAAAUAUAUUUUUAACCAGAACUUCUUUAAAGUUUGCCUUAGAAAUCGACAUUUUUCAACAAAUUAAAUGUCCAGCAUUUGUAAUUUCAAGUGUUCAACCUGACGAUGCUGUAGAACUUAUUGAAAAACAAUUACAACUUAGCAAAAUAUACAAAUUCAACACACGAUAUUAUUUAUUGAUAUGUACUAUCGCACCUAACAGCACGUUUAACGCAACAAUUUUAUUUCAAAGAAAAGUGUUUGAAUCGAUUGUCAACGUGUUGCUUAUGAUUGAACAAGAUGCAUGUGUAAAUUUUUACACGCAUAAUUACUCAGGGAAAACUCCAUUGGAAACGAAAUUAAUUGGCACACUUUGUAAUUCGUAUAAUAUAACUUCUUUGGAUUUGUAUCCGGACAAGCAGACAAAUUUAAUGGGCAGGGAAUUUAUCAUAUCAACAUUUAAUUUUACUCCAUAUGUUUAUAUAGAGAAGGAUCGAGGUGCCGAAUUAUCGAUGAUAAACACAUUUGUACAAAAAUUUAACUACACAAGAAAACUAUUGAUAUCUACUGAACAAUGGGGUGAAAUAUUUAAGAAUUCGAGUGGUACUGGUGGAAGGUACGAUGUGUACAAUGGAGAAGCUGAUGUUGGAGUUGGUGGAUUUUUUAUAUCAGGAUCCAACAAUUUAAUUGAUUCUUCAACCUUUACUUUACGAACGUGGUUGACAUUCUUGGUUCCAUUUCCGCAACCAGCAAAUGGUUUAUCACUGUUAUUAAAACCAUUCCAUUUCGUGGUUUGGUUUGCUUUGUUGGGUGUUCUCAGCGUGCUGGUUGUCGCCUUGAAAAUAUUAUACAAUACAAUUGAAAAUACGACUAAUAAAAAUCGUGCACAAAGUUUAACUUUUGAGUUGAGCUUAGUAAUCCUAGCAGGAUUAGUACAACAACCAAUAAAUUUACCAAUAAAAUUAACUGGUUGUGUAAUAAUUAGUUUUGGAAUGUUAUUGUUGGUAACUUUUUACACCAGUGCAUAUUCAAGUAUUAUGACCAAGAGAUCAUACGCUCCAUAUGUAUCAACAGGAAGACAACUAGAAAAAAGUAAUUUGCCGUUUAUUGUUGUUGAUAAGGGAUAUUUCGCCAGUAUUGACAUAUUGCAAUAUCCAAAUAUUAAAACAAAUCCAUCAAUAGUUGAACCAGAUGAAUUGCAACAAAUACUUAGGAAGACUAAUGAAGUAUCAAUUGCAAUGGAUCAUUUAAAUUUGGGCUAUGCCCUUGGUGAUUAUGACGAUGCGAUUAAUAUAACAACUUUGGAAAGAUUUACAGUACUCAAAGACGAUAUAUCAUUUAAUUGGUGUGUGUUUCCAGUUUAUAAACAUUCUGUGAUUUCACCAGUGUUAGAUAAAUUUAUUGUGCAAAUACGGGAGUCGGGAUUAGAUUAUUAUUACUUGGCCGAGUCUUUUAGAGAUUUGAAUUACGAGAAAUCAGCUUACUUUUCGACUAUUACUCAAGUUAACGAACAAAUACAACAAUUCUUUAAUAUCGAAUCAUUAUCGGGUGCUUUCUUAAUGUUAGUGAUUGGAUUAUUAAUAUCUACUCUUACAUUCAUUUGUGAACAUUUUUGUCAAAGCUGCGUAUAUGACACGACUCUUGUAACUCCAAGUGAAUAUUUUUCGAACUAAUUAUGUUCUAAUCAACUUCAAAAGAAUUAGGAAAUAGUGACCUAUUUUUUUGGUCCGUGAAUCUGGAUAAGCAGAGUAUUAUAUAGCAGAGGGGAGUGUCGGUUUGCUAGAAUAGUUGAAUUAAUAAUUGAUUAAUAUUCGUAAAGUCUUUCAGAGUUUUAGAUUACGAGGAACAAGUAUAUCUACGUAAUAUACAUGAUUAACUCAUAUGGAGACGACUCAAUAUUUUAAUAUCCCUACAAAUAUUUUAAUAAUGAUUGUGAUUAUUUUUGAAGUUAAAUCAUGCAGCUUAAACUAUUUACGUCAAGGUAAUUUAAUGUAAUAAAAAAAACCCAGGCUAUAUCAAAGAAUGCUAAUGCACAGCGAUUUACGUAAUGCAACAUUGAUUCAAAGAAGUAUUGUAUGACUGUUAUGAUAACCUACAUUAUAGUCUAUCUUAGGUAUUCUUGGACCAAGUGACAUGUGGCUUAAAAGAGAGAGGUUAUAUGUGACUUUUGGAGAACGCAGAGUUUGUACUUUAAAGUCAAUCAAUUCAUUAAUUAU